GUCAUUCAUUCAUACAACUGUCAGAAAGGGAAGGGCUGGGGCGACUCGGGCGAUUUUACUAUUAGACAGUACAAAAUCUUCCGUUUUUAACGGGAAAACGUAUUAACUAAACUUAAUAAUGUGAUGAACAGUAUUCCCAGUUAAGGCGUAUUAGCGCCAAAUAAAAAAACGGCGGUAAAACUAACGUUUUGUUGAUAAUAACCUCGUUCGCAAUAGAGGAAUUGUUUUCACAUAAAAACUCUCCAGGAUCAUGUUGAAGUUCAAAAAAAUGGGUUCGGAUAAAGUGCCAUUGCUCCUUGUGACUGCCAACGUGGGAUCUAUCUUCGAAGACCCAUCAGUAAUGCUCCCAAUAUGGACGUCAGAAUUCCUGCAGGCCGUCUCCCGAAUGGACCCGAAGUUCAUAGCCCUUCAUCUUCAGGAAGUCGGCGGCAAGGCUUAUGAGAAGUCCAUGCAAUACGUCCAGGACUUCGUUCAGAGACUCUGUGACUGCCCAGAGUUGAGGCUCUUCGAUAAGAUCAGGAUAUUUCUGGAUGAAGACUUCAGCUCUCCUGAGAAGUUUACGGCUCUAGGCAACAUGUACUUCGCCCAUUCCUCUCUAACCGACCUGAAGAUCUGGGACUUCGAGCAGAAGGCCUACGUGGAAGCCAUAGGCAAGGAGGUCCAUGCUGGCAACAUUGAGAAGAUCACCACUAAAGAGAAAGCCAAGUUUCCGCAGCAUUUCUUCCCGGAGUGUAAAUGGUCUCGCAAAGGGUUCCUGCGCACGCGCUGGUGGAUCCGCGGCACGGCGGUCGAGUUCGUCAACAUACAUCUGUUUCACGACGCCUCUAACCUGCUGGCUAUUGAGCCUUUUCCUUCUGUAUACUGCAGAUCGCGGCGCCGCGCGUUACGUCACACGUUGCGUCAUCUGCACUCCGACGUCAACGCGGCUCCGUACUUCAUCUUCGGAGACUUUAACUUCAGGACUGAUACCGCGGGCGUUGUUAAGAAGGUGACAGAAGAUCUCUCAGGCAGCCGCCUACAGAACGGCACGAAUGUAGACGCGUGUAAGCUGCAGUACCGCGCCCCUGCAGACGGCAGGCUGGUGCUCACGAUAGGCAAGAAGGAAUUCUCCCAUGUCGACCAUCAGAAGAUAUUUAGGGAGCCUUGGCUGCAGCGCUUCGACCGCGAGCUGGAGGCGCUGCGGCCGCACCUGUACGAGUUCCCCGUCAAGUUCCCCCCCACAUACCCCUUCGAGGAGGACCCGCUGCUGCCCACGCACUACAUGAAGACCAGAUGUCCAGCAUGGUGUGACAGGAUCCUGUUAUCUCAGUCGGCGCGGCUGCUGGUGCAGACGCAGGACACAGCCCGACCUGCUGACAACAGACAUAUGCAUUCCUCUAGGAAAUCAGUGACAGACUCAACAGACAGCAGUGGUCGAGUGUCGUCGUCUGACAGCAGCCCCGCAAGGUCCGGCUCUCCGGCGAGGCAGAAUACACAGGGCAGUCCAGGCAAGACAUUAGAGAAGAAAAGCAGCAUGGCAGAGCUUGAUGCUCUGUCCGUACCUGUCGCCAACAUGAACUUCAGCCGCAAGAGCAUCGCCGACCCCACCAGUGUGCAGCAGGCCAUCAGUGCCAGGAUGUGUGAAGCAGAGGGCACACGUCGGCGACUGGUCCGCAACCAGUCGGAGGGCGAGCCCGCGCCCCGACGCGACCCACACACGCGGCGACGGGUUGCUUACGGCGUCAUAGGAGAUGCUGCUUGUAUGGGGGAUCAUAAGCCAAUCUACUUACGCGUGAUGCUCCAAACGGACCGAGGUAGUACUCCCUGCUGCAACCCCCUCCUCUGUCCCCUCCCCUCCACCCUGUCCCUCACCUCCCGAGCCUCCCCCCUCCCCCGCCUGCCUACAGACCCUGACCUCUACGCGAACAAGAAGCUCAAACUACCCCCCUCUACUAGCCACCCAGACAAAUUAACAGACGAAAAUCUCAAACGUACUAGAACGGGAUCAUUAAACGAAUCUAUGUUUCGAAUACCACAUGUAGAAAUAACUAGUGCUGACGGCAGUUACGAUGGAAUUUACGUUAACGAUAUCGAUAAUACUCUUUUAUCUGUUCGACGAUGUGUCGAUCCUUAUACGCCAGAAAGUAUCGAUUCCCACAGCCCUAAUGUCGAAGCUUCAUCUGGUUCCGAUGAAUUAUCAGUCGAGGUUACAGAAAUAUCGACUAAUAAAUCGACUAAAUUGAGCCGAGACAGAAGUGUAUCACCGACACAGUUAAAGAAUCGAUUAGAUAAGUUGCUCUCGGAUAAAGAUGAUAAGGUCAAAUCGAUACCUGAAAUUCAGAGGUUGAAUAGUCGGGAAUCCUGUAAGUCUGAGGCUAGUAAGAGUAAAGGUGGUUUGUGUUGUUUGGCACUGAAAUGUUAUGGGUUCUGUAGGCGGAAGGCGAGGAAAGUCAAAUGUGAUUGUAGCGGCUUAACCAAGUGUUGCACUUAAAAGCUUAUUUUUUUAUGUUGGGAUACUUAAACGCCACUUAAUUUUAAACUAGAUAAUAUCUUAACGUAUGGUGGAUAAGGUAUUUUUGACGUAUCCUAAUAUAAGUCUGAAGUUAGGCAAUUUAACUGUCAAGUAGUAUUUUUUCUCCUUAAAAGUUUCUACUAUGCUGAUAUUCAACUAAAUUCGGACUUGCCAAGUUACGUCGAAUUAACUGUGAAAAAUAAUUUUAAAAAAGACUUGAAUUUUAGUAGGCGUUUAAGUGUUACAAUAAUAGUAAUGUAUCUGACUCGAUUAGUUUUUGUUUUAGUCGAUUUUUUUAACGAUUAUUAACUUUGAAAUUUAAUUCGACUUUUUUGUAGUGACGGUAAAAAGUAUGGUUUUUUGCAAUGGUAUUAUUAUUUUGUUAUUUUUGGACAUUUUUGAAGUUGAUAAUCGUUUGAUAAUGCAUUGUUUGUGCAGUUUUUAUUUUUCGUAUUUAAUUGUAAUGCACUGUUUUGACUUUUUUUUAUUUUGUAUUAAUUUUUAAUUAUUAUUAUAAAACCUUUAAUAAGGUUUUGUUUGACCAAAAAAUGGUAAUAUUCUUACCGUGGACGCAUGGUAAUUUGAUGCCGCAUGCAUUUUUAACUUGUAACAUAUCAAUGUCCUAUUGAAUCUUAAUUUAAUUAUUCAAUUAAUUUGUAUAAUACUAUUUUAGGUAUAAUCUUGCUACUAGUCGAAAUAAUCUAUCGAUAUAUCGAUUAAACCCUCGAGUCACCACUCUAAAAUAUUUGACAGUCAAAACCAUAGAGUGUUGUGGACUUUUUUUAAGGCAAAAGCAUUAUUCCUAAUUUUCCACUAUUAUUAAUAAUAAAUUAUUGCAAUAUUUUUCUUAAGGGGGGUACUCAAUGCAAUAUAAUAGUUAAUAUUUAAUUUGUUAUUUACUUAAUGACUCAGUUAAUUUAAUAAAAUCUUAUACCAAAUGGUUUGUAAAGUCUAGUCUCUAUGCUCAAGUGGAUCUUAAACGCAUACUCCUUUGAGUAUGUUAAUAUUUGCUUCUAAAAAUUAUGAUUUUGUUGGUUUGGUCUAGGUUGCAUACUAAAGGACAAAUACUCGCUUUCCACCCGUCGUGAAAUAUGCUUAAUCAAUUUUAGCAGAACUUACAAGAAAAAUAAAAUGUGAACAAUAGACUUAGUUCCAUGACCACUAGAACGGGCUUUAUAGCUGAAUCACAAAAGAGUGAAAUAAAUGAGAAAAAAAAACUCUAGCCUGACAUCAUUAAACAUUUUUCGUCCAAAAAGUUUUGCUAAAUUCCUUUACUGUAAAGCAUACCUUUGAGAAAAUGGUUAUAUAAUAAACCAAUAGGCACAGUGCAUAAUGAGAAAUACAAAAUCUUCUAAUGCAAUUUACCUGCACUUCUAAAACGACUUUGUGGUGCAACGGCUAACCUAACAUCAUUCUUAAACUAUAUUUAACCUAGAACAUUUCAACAAAAUACGACACUAAAUAACUUAAAAAGUAUUAUAAAAUAAUUGGUAUUUUAUCUAAAUUAACUUUAACUUAACAGUCACUCUUAGUUACCAUUGUUUUUGGUUUAAAGUCACUAUUUUUAUUUAAGACUGGUAACACUUAUCUUAUUUAAUUUUUCACAGUGGUAAGACCUUACGAUAUUAUUUUUAUUUAAAAAUGUUACUUACGCAUAAUUCAUUACAAUUUAAAUUAAAGAUUGUAACACUUAAAGUAUAAAUAGUAAAGUGUUA
Helicoverpa armigera (cotton bollworm) is the source of this 4206-nucleotide messenger RNA. It is a transcript of the gene 5PtaseI, whose product is annotated as inositol polyphosphate-5-phosphatase A-like. Gene Ontology annotation, molecular function: inositol-polyphosphate 5-phosphatase activity. Gene Ontology annotation, biological process: phosphatidylinositol dephosphorylation. Lineage: Eukaryota; Metazoa; Arthropoda; Insecta; Lepidoptera; Noctuidae. The record is from RefSeq and is a predicted model, not a curated record. The coding region runs from base 251 to 2470 and encodes 739 amino acids. The transcript is spliced from 12 exons.